Messenger RNA from Colius striatus (speckled mousebird), 3573 nucleotides. It is a transcript of the gene MOV10, whose product is annotated as Mov10 RNA helicase. Bases 87 to 3119 code for a protein of 1010 amino acids. Gene Ontology annotation, molecular function: RNA binding; 5'-3' RNA helicase activity. NCBI's taxonomy places the organism in Eukaryota, Metazoa, Chordata, Aves, Coliiformes, Coliidae. The transcript has 22 exons. The record is from RefSeq and is a predicted model, not a curated record.
ACGGAACAGCCCGACACACCCCAGCCCAGCUCAGCCCUACACACGUCAGCAUAGCCCCGAACAGCUCGGCACAGCUCGGUACAGCCAUGCCGCGGUUCAGCGUGUCCGAGACCAGGCGGUGGGGAGAGCAGUUCGUGCAGUUCCUGCAGGACACAGCCCGGGAGCGGGAGAACCGGCGGGACACGCUGCGCAGCAUCUACAACCUGGAGUUCCGGGGCAGGGUUGACAUAAAACUGCCCAACUUCUCCUGCAUCCUGUACGCGCUGAAGGUGACUCACCAGGCAGAAGUGCAGAGAGAGUUAGUGCACUUCAAGAAGGAGAGGAGGCGUGUGGUGGUUGCAGAUCAGUACCGGAGACCCAGGACAUUGGCAUCUGCAUCUGCAUCUGCCUCAGGGCAGCAGCCCAGCUCUGCAUCUGCAUCUGCCUCAGGGCAGCAGCCCAGCUCUGCAUCUGCAUCUGCAUCUGCAUCUGCAUCAGCCUCAGCACAGCAGCCCAGCCCUACAUCUACAUCUGCAUCUGCAUCAGCCUCAGCACAGCAGCCCAGCUCCAGUCAGCCAGCGGGCCAGAGCCGUGCCAAGAAGCGGGAUGAGUUCAUCUGUGGGAAGCACGGGGUAGAGGUCGUGUCAGAGCACGACCAGGGCAACGGGCACAUCCGCUUCCCCGUGGUGCCCAGUGAGCCUCGGCACGUGACCCUCGUGGUGCAGAACCGUGGGGCAGAGGCUGUGACACUGCAGCAGCAUUUUCUGCUCCAGCAGUCGUGGGAGUUCUCUGUGGAUGAGCAGGGGGUGACACAAGGCCAGCCCCUGCUGCUGCACCCAGGUGGCAGGUACCCCAUGAAGGUGAAGUGCCUGGUCACCUGCAACGGCUGCUUCCACGCUGUGAUGGUCUUCAAGUUCACCAAAGAGCCAGAUGGGUCCUUCAUGAUGGGGCGCUGGAUCGCUGCUGUUGCUGAGAGCCAACUGGCCCAGGACCUGGGGCCCUCAGCACCUUUCCAGCCAUACCAGGCCAGCCUCCAGCGCCCUGUUACUGUUGUCAUCGAGGAGGGCAUCCCUCCAGACAGCUCCCUGAAAAGUGAACUGGAGAGGGAAAUCCCUCUGAAAACCUACCAGUACCCCAAGAGCCUCAAGGACACCAUCCUGGCUGGAUCCAACAGCGGCUCCAGCUGGGCUACCAUGCAGUCACAGCUGGAGGCCCCCCUGCAGACUGGGAACUACCAGCAGAAGUUCCAGCUGCUGCUGCAACUGGAGGAGAUCCAGAUGGAGGUGGACAUCCGUCGCUACGACAUGCAGGACGUGUCCAUGGUGCAGGACAGGGGGCUGCUGGCCCUUGACGUGCCCGGUGUGGCUGAGAACCGCCCGUCUGUGCUGAGGGGCGACCAUCUCUUCGCCUCCCUGAGCAGCGAGCGGGAGCACUCCCCGCUCGUCCGGUACAAGGGCUACGUGCACAGCGUGGAGCUGGAGAAGGUCAGGCUGGGCUUCUCCUCCAAGCUGCAGAGGAAGUUUGUGAACAACAUGAAGUUCGACGUGACCUUCACCUUCAACCGGCUGCCGCUGCAGGUCCAGCACCGGGCUGCAGAAAUGGCCAUCAAGUGUGGCUUGUCCAGCCUCCUCUUCCCCUCUGCCUCCUGCCACAAGUCUCUCUUCACAGGCACCUUCCAGCCCCGGUGGUUCGACCGCAAGCUGCAGGCCAAUGAGGAGCAGUGCAGAGCUGUGACACAAAUUGUGAUGGGCAUGUCCAGGCCAGCCCCAUACCUCAUCUUUGGCCCUCCUGGGACUGGCAAGACAGUCACGGUGGUUGAGGCCAUCAAGCAGGUGUGGACGUGCUUCAAGGACGCCCGGAUCUUGGCCUGUGCCCCGUCCAACAGUGCUGCAGAUCUGCUGUGCCAGCGCCUCAUCAAGGACAUCGCUCCCCGCCACAUCUACAGGGUCCUGGCCAGCUCCAGGAACUACCAGGAGGUGCCCACUGAUAUCAGGCCCUGCUGCAACUGGGACAACGAGCAGAGCUGCUACGUGUACCCGAGCAAGGAGUACCUGGGGCGUUACCGGAUCCUCAUCACCACGCUGGUGACAGCAGGAAGGCUGGUGUCAGCCAACUUCCCCUCAGGGUUUUUCUCCCAUGUAUUCAUUGAUGAGUGUGGCCAAGCAGUAGAGCCAGAGAGCGUGGUGGCCAUUGCAGGGAUCCUGACUGCCAUGGACCAGAAGACCAACCCCAAUGGGGGGCAGCUGGUGCUGGCAGGAGAUCCCCAGCAGCUGGGCCCCGUCCUGAGGUCACCACUGGCCAUGGAGCAUGGUUUGGGCACCUCGUUGCUGGAGAGGCUGAUGCUGCACAACCCCCUGUACAAGAAGUCAGACAGAGGAUACAACCCACAGUUUGUCACCAAACUGCUCUGGAACUACAGGUCCCACGAGGCCAUCCUCAGGAUCCCCAACGAGCUCUUCUACGACAGCGAGCUCAAAGCUUACGAGGGCGACGAGCUGGAUGUCCGGAGUCUGUAUUGCAACUGGAAGGAACUUCCCACCAGAGGCUUCCCCAUCAUCUUCCACGGGGUUUGUGGGGAAGACCGGCGAGAAGCCAGGAGCCCCUCGUUCUUCAACACAGCCGAGAUCGAGGUGCUGGUCGACUACGUCAAGAAGCUGCUGCAGAGCCAGGGCAAGAGGGGCUGCCCCAACAUCUCACCCAAGGACAUUGGCAUCAUCUCUCCCUACAGAAAGCAGGUGGAGAAGAUCCGGAGAGCCAUCACCUCCCUGGACAGGGACCUGCGGGCGCUGCCAGACAUCGGCCUGCUGAAGGUGGGCUCCGUGGAGGAGUUCCAGGGCCAGGAGCGUCUCGUCAUCCUCAUCUCCACGGUACGCAGCAGCACCCAGUACUCCCAGCUCGACCAGAAGUUCAGGCUGGGUUUCCUGAAGAACCCCAAGAGGUUCAAUGUGGCCAUCACCAGGGCCAAGGCUCUGCUGAUCAUGGUGGGGAACCCAGCCGUGCUCUGCAAGGACCAGCACUGGCAGAGGUUCCUCAGGUACUGCAGGGAGAAGGGUGGCUACACAGGCUACCCCUACGAGGAGCAGAGCCAGGCACAGGAUGGCCUUGCCAACGAGCUCCAGGCGCUGCACCUCGGCGAGUAGCAGGGAGGAAACCCACCUGGGGAAGGAGAAGCCCGGUGCAGCUCCAGCCUCCCUCAGCCUGUCCCUGGCCUGCAGCAGCCGCCUGCUCCCCUCACCUCAGCCAUCCCUGUGGAGAUGGAGCCAAGCCCAGCAGGCAACAGGGUCCUGCCAACCUCUGGUGCCAGCCAAGCCCCCACAGUCCACCCAUCUCCCCUUGCAGAGCGGAACAGGGCCCACUCUCCACUUUAAAUGGUCGAAACCCGAUUCUCUGUGGUCUCACCGUUCAAGGGCUGGCUUAGGCGAGGGUGCAGCCUCUGCAGGGCAUCACUGGGUGGGCAGAGGAGCUCAGGGCUGCUGUGCUGGGUGACUGGUGUGCAGGCCAUCAGCAGGGCACCUGGGCAACCCCUGGCCUCACAGCUGGCAGAUACACUUCACUGUUUUUUUUCCCCCUGGAAUAAAUGUUUAUAGAGAAAAA